UCUACUUAAAUUCCAUUUCUUUAAUUACGUGUAUAUAAACAUAAAAUUGCAUGAACAUCUACAGCCUAAUAAUAAAAAAGGAAAAAAGUAGAAAAUUCAAAACAGGUAUAAAUUACCUAUUCAAAACAUUUGUUUUUAUCACGCCUAUAACUUGCACGUGCGAUAACACAAAGUAUCGUAUCCGGAGCGUACCCUCGAAUCUUAAGUUUUAUCGGUCUGCGAGUUGUUACGACCGGCUAUUAAAGUUGGCGACUAUUCCCCUGAAUGCAGAUGCACCCGCGUGCAUUCUACGUGUUCAUACUUGUCAUCCUUGUGACCGAUGGCGCUAGUUGCGACGACAAUACGAAGUGGUACACAGGCCUACGUACCGUGCUUCAGAAUUGUCCAUUGGAAUCCUGGAACAAUUCAGGGCAAGAUGAGUUUUUAGAGAAGUUUCGAAAAUGCGUGCAGGAACAUGCACUGGCUGCUUUGGAUGCACUUCUAGUUGAUGAUAUUAUACCAGUUUUCGAGGGGCUGGAUUUAGUAAGGUUCCACGAGGACAAGAAUUUUACGGACAAUUAUAGAGAAAGUGAGAUAGGGGAUGAUACCAAUUGGACAGCCGUUAUCGUGAAGCGAUUGUUACGAGUUUUACGCACUCAUGUGUUCAAAGUCGACGUGGAUUAUCUGACCAAUAAAAUUAUUUCUCUCCUUAAUAAUGAAGCAACCGAUGUAGAUAACUACAAGUUCGAAGGCCGCAGGCAUCGCCACCGUCGUAGACAUAACCACAUGGUGCCGCUGAUGAUGAUGGGCUUCCUGCUGAUGGGCUCGAUCUUGAUACCCAUGGGUUUCCAGUUCCUCGCGGUUCUCGGUGGCAAGGCGUUGCUCUUGGCCAAAAUGGCCUUGAUACUGUCUAGUAUCCAAGGUCUUAAAAAAAUAGCAACAAAUGGCGUUAAUUAUGGACUGUAUCACGCUCACCCUGUGGCAGGGGGUUGGCACGAUAGAAGCCAUAUAGAGCCUCCACAUUUAGACUUACCUUUUCCACCGCCGCUUCAUCCCUAAUUAGAUCAUACAUUUUCAUCAUUGUUUGGAUUUUUCAUCGAUUGUUUGAAUGGUUCCUCUUAUAUAUGGGGUAAAUUGUAUGGAGCUUGGUAGACAAUCUCUGGAAUGGUAUCUAAAAGACGUGACCAUUCCUAUUUGUCAUUGCAUUUAUUGUCGUGGUUAUUGUUAUAGUGUUGAGGUUAACAAUAAGCGAUCUUGAAAGCACUUUUGAUCACGAGGUUUUGGAUUGUAUGUAGUUUGUUGAGAAUUACCUAGGUAGCUACUCAAGGUCACUGAAGAAGACUAUCCCCGCCAAUUAUAUUCUUACGGUUGUUGAAUAAGCUUGAACUUAAUUUUGGUUAUUAAAAUUUUUUAAACAUCUUUUAAUUAUUAUAUGAUAAUACAAAAUAAUUUAUAAAACUAGUAUAAAUUGUUUACUCAUUCAUCUUAAUUAUUCAUCUAACAUUAUUCACGUUUAAUUAAUAAUAUUAGUGAAUCGACAAGUAACUAGUUAUAGAGCAAUUUUGAAUAAAUAAUAUAGCAAAUGAUAGGGCACAAAAUAGUACAAUCGAAUGAUUUUCAAGUUUAUAAAAUUUUUUUUGUUUACUACCAAUCUUUUGCCUAUUAUAUAUGUAUACUUAUUGUAAUUGUUUUUAAUAAUUUGUAUCUUGUGAUUUGUAAACUUUCAUUAAUAAUAUUAGUUCACUAAAUUAGGCUUAGAUAAUUAAUCUAAAAAAUUAUAUUGUACUCUACAAAAAAAAUGUUUUAAAAGAUUAUUUAAAAUUCAUUUUUAUAAAGUCACCAAAAUUUGCACUUAUUAAAUAUGUUGUAACAGUGACAAAUUUUUUAAAAUAUUUUCACAAACAUUUCAAAGGGAGAUAAACGCGUAAGUCAGCGCCGAAAUCACUUGGUGGAAUUAAGAAAACAAAAAGGGCUCUCUGUGGUAUAUUAAACAGCAUUGUUAUUAAUGCAACCAAGUUAAUAUUUAUUGAAAUUGUAAACGAGUCCUUUUUUUCCUUUCUCUAUGGAUUGCAUUCUGUUGCAAGUAUUUAUUUAAUCCUAAAAAUAAGUGUAAUUAUUAUAAGUGUAAGAAUUAGAUUCGAGGAAUAUCCACGCCUUAUAAAGUAAUUAUUAUGACAAAAUAAUUUAAAUAAAACAUGUUAUACGAUGA
Messenger RNA from Bombus terrestris (buff-tailed bumblebee), 2188 nucleotides. RefSeq lists its product as uncharacterized. NCBI's taxonomy places the organism in Eukaryota, Metazoa, Arthropoda, Insecta, Hymenoptera, Apidae. Bases 265 to 1038 code for a protein of 257 amino acids. The record is from RefSeq and is a predicted model, not a curated record. The transcript has 3 exons.